This is a messenger RNA of Megalobrama amblycephala (Wuchang bream), 1568 nucleotides long. RefSeq names its product glycerophosphodiester phosphodiesterase domain containing 3a (gene gdpd3a). The record is from RefSeq and is a predicted model, not a curated record. Gene Ontology annotation, molecular function: phosphoric diester hydrolase activity; phosphatidylcholine lysophospholipase A1 activity. Lineage: Eukaryota; Metazoa; Chordata; Actinopteri; Cypriniformes; Xenocyprididae. Gene Ontology annotation, biological process: glycerophospholipid catabolic process. The transcript has 11 exons. The coding region runs from base 422 to 1366 and encodes 314 amino acids. Gene Ontology annotation, cellular component: endoplasmic reticulum membrane.
ACCUACAGAGAAAGAUUUCAUUGUUUAGGUCUGUUUCUCUGGUGUGGUUGCAUUAAUAUUAGGAGGAAUUCUGGAAAAGGUGGGACCUUUACAUUGCUGUGUAGUUUUGCUUCUCUUUGGAUUAGGCAACAUUUCUUGCAAAGUAAUAUGAUAGGUAGGCAAGGUGAGGGAUUAAAAACAGGAGUGGCUUUGAAACUGUAGUAAAUUACAGUGAGAGAUACAAGGAGAAAAAAAAGGAAAGAUAAGGACAGUCAUAUUGGCAUUAGCAUUGAGAACAGGUGCUUGUGGGAGUUGCCGUGUAUUUGGAUCAGAUAGCCAAGGAUAUCUCAAUUAAGGAGUUGAAGAAACAAAUUGUCCUGAUCAUAUCUUUGCAUUCAUCUGGUGCUCUCUGAGCCCCUGAGAGCUCAUCUUUCCACUUAUUAUGGCGAGCUACCUGUACUACCUGCUCCCAGCAGUAGGGGGCUACGCUCUCACGUCACUGUACUUUCUGAAGAACCCUCAUGUUCUGCACAAGAAGAAGCAGACUGCCUUCUACUGCACCCACAUCUCUCAUAGGGGAGGCUGUGGUGAAAGGAUUGAGAACACUAUGGAGGCUUUUACACAUGCUGUUGAAGUGGGCACAGAGAUGCUGGAGUUGGACUGUCACUUGACUAAAGAUGGUCAUGUGAUUGUGUCACAUGAUGAGAACCUGCUGAGGCAGACUGGGGAAGAUGUCACCGUCUCCUCCUUAAAUCUGGAGGAGUUGCCACCUUAUAAAGAGACACUCGAGGUCACCUUCAAGACUGGCCACUUCAGCACUGGAUCAGAUAGAAACUUUGCGUUAUUAGAGGAUGUUUUCCGCAAAUUUCCUCAUAUAGCUGUGAACAUCGAAGUGAAAGAAAAUAACACUAUGCUGAUUGAGAAGAUUUCUGAUCUUGUGAAAAAAUACAACAGAGACGGCAUCUCAGUUUGGGCCUCUGUUGACUCCACCAUCAUGAAAAACUGUCGCAAAGCAAACUCCUCUAUGCCCUAUAUGUUCACUGUAAAUCGAGGUUUGCAGCUGCUCCUGCUGUACUACACUGGUCUUCUGCCAUUUGUUCCCCUCGGAGAGAGUUUCCUGCAGUUCUACUUGCCACAAAUCUUCAACAGAGAAUAUAUACCCGACAUGUGGAUUUUGAGAAGCAGUCUGGUCACCUUUUUAAUUGAAAGACUGACAAUGAGAAAAGGCUUGUUCAGGCACCUCAGAGAAAGAGGAAUUCAGAUCCAUCUCUUUGUUUGUAAUGACGAACAGGAUAUCGAGGCAGCAUUUGCCACAGGAGCAACUGGAGUCAUGUCUGACUAUCCCACCCUGUUAUCAAACUAUAUUAGGUGCAAACAAGCCACAUGAUCAAACACACAGAGUGUACCUUUGUCUAGUCAAACACUGUACAAAUGCUGUUUGCUUUUAAUCACACAGCCAAGUUUAUUUUAAUGCCACUCUCACCUUAUCAACACUGGAUAUAAAUUACAGAUGAAACUUGGUUUACGCAAUCUUCUUAGGACAAUUUGUGUGACUAUGAACACACAAAAAUAAAUAUAUUUUACAAAUA